Molecule: messenger RNA, 2280 nt
Organism: Aedes aegypti (yellow fever mosquito)
Lineage: Eukaryota; Metazoa; Arthropoda; Insecta; Diptera; Culicidae
Gene: deltaCOP
Product: coatomer subunit delta
Exons: 9
Coding region: 287-1846 (519 amino acids)
Biological process (GO): endoplasmic reticulum to Golgi vesicle-mediated transport; Golgi localization; retrograde vesicle-mediated transport, Golgi to endoplasmic reticulum
Cellular component (GO): COPI vesicle coat; cytosol
Source: RefSeq, a predicted model, not a curated record
UUCAAAGGCAAAAGAAAAAAGACAGCAAAGUGAUCAAAAAAGAGUGUGUGUCGCCAGCUAGUGCAAGUUUAAUUUGCUGAAAAGUUUCGAAAAACAUCCAUAAUUUUGCUUCAUAUUAGUUUCACAUCUGAUUCAGCGAGGAUUUCGGAAGCAAAACAUUGGUCCUCCACCAGUCAAAGGGCAAACGUCACAACUUCACACGUCAGCCGGAAUCUUGCUGCAAGCUUUCGGAACGCGAUCAGGUUUUGUGUGUUGAUUCUUGAAGUCCAGAGGAAAUUGGAUCAAAAUGGUCCUGAUAGCGGCCGCCGUCUGCACCAAAGCAGGGAAAACAAUCGUUUCCCGACAGUUUGUCGAAAUGACCAAGGCCCGUAUCGAGGGAUUGCUGGCCGCUUUCCCGAAGCUGAUGACCGCCGGAAAGCAGCACACGUUUGUGGAGACAGAUUCCGUGCGGUAUGUCUAUCAGCCGUUGGAGAAGCUGUACAUGCUGCUCAUUACAACCAAGGCCAGUAACAUCCUGGAGGAUUUGGAAACCUUGCGCCUGUUCUCCAAAGUGAUUCCGGAGUACUGUCGAUCCUUGGAGGAGAAGGAGAUCAUCGAGAAUGCUUUCGAUUUGAUCUUUGCAUUCGACGAAAUCGUUGCGCUGGGCUACCGGGAAAGCGUCAAUCUGGCCCAGAUUAAGACCUUCGUAGAAAUGGAUUCGCACGAGGAGAAGGUUUACCAGGCGGUACGCCAGACACAAGAGCGGGAAGCCAAGCAGAAGAGUCGCGAGCGAGCAAAGGAACUGCAGCGGCAACGGAUGGAGCAGAAGAAAAUGGGCGGCAGCGGGCGACCCUACGGCGGGGGCAGUUCCGAAGGAUUCGGAAGUAGCUCCAGUGGAGGGGGCAUCUCCAACCACUCGUCAAUCUCGGCACCGUCGAUUGGCAUCGGCGAGAUCAAACCGGCCGCUCCUGCUGCGAAACCGGCCGCUGCGAGGAACGCUCUCAAGCUGGGUGGAAAGAAUCGCGAUGCCGAUACGUUUGUCGAUCAACUGAAGAGCGAAGGAGAGAAGGUUGUGGCCAACCCUACACCGGCCGCUGUUUCUUCGGUCGCUAAGGUUAAGCCCGUUUCCGACGUUCCGAUGGAUGAAGUGCACCUUCGCAUGGAAGACAAGAUCGUGGUCCGCAUAGGACGGGACGGUGGCCUCCAAGCGUUCGAACUGUCCGGACUGUUGACGUUGCGCAUAUCAGACGAAAAAUACGGCCGAAUUAAGGUGCAGUUGCAAAAUUCUGAUCAACGAGGUAUCCAAUUGCAAACCCAUCCCAACGUCGACAAGGAGCUGUUCAAGAGCAAGGGUCAAAUCGGUUUGAAAAACCCGGCCAAGCCGUUCCCAAUGAACACGGAUGUCGGUGUGUUGAAGUGGCGCUACCAAACGCAGGAUGAAUCGGCUAUUCCUCUUACGAUUAACUGUUGGCCCUCUGAGAAUGCUGAAGGCGGUUGCGAUGUCAAUAUCGAGUACGAGCUGGAACAUACCCGACUAGAGCUUCAAGAUGUCUGCAUUAGCAUUCCAUUGCCCAUGGGAAUCAGCCCUUCGAUCGCGGAAUGUGACGGCGAGUAUAAUCACGAUUCUCGGAAGAACAUCCUACAGUGGAAUCUACCAGUCAUCGAUGCAUCCAGCAAGCAGGGAUCGAUGGAGUUCAGCGUGCCCAAUUCGAUCCCCGGUGAUUUCUUCCCACUAGACGUAACGUUCUCGUCGAAAAUCCCCUACGCCGAUCUGCGGGCGGUUAAGGUUCAGCUGGUAGAUGACGAAUCGGACGUUAAGUAUUCCACUGAAACUACGUUCUACCCGGAUAAGUAUGAGAUCGUGUAACUUGACUCUGGGCUCCAUUUCGGUGGUCUUCUGUUGCGUUCCCGGGAGCUAUUCUUUUGGUUUAGCCUUAACAUUCGUCGGUACUUUCCUUGCGGCAUUAACAAAACGUAUAUAUUUUAUGAUGAUGCAGCUCCUUUGUCCCACGGCCCCCACUCUUUUAUAAUUGCUAUUUGAACCGUACAUUUGUUAGAGUAUGAUUGAAUAUAUUAGGUUGAUGAUUUAGUACACAUAGCGAUGACCAUUCGAUUCAUCGUCAUUUAAAAGGGAAGUAGAACUUCAUGGCAUGCAUGUUGGCCACUUUGCGAAUUAUGUUAGGAAGUUUGCUAAUACAUGCUAUAAAACAAUUUAAAUAAGAAAAGAAAAAUCUAUAGUAUCCAAUUAUUUUAUCUACAUCGAUUUAAACAAACUACUGGAAAUACAUUAUGAUAAAUACA